Messenger RNA from Puccinia graminis f. sp. tritici CRL 75-36-700-3, 304 nucleotides. RefSeq lists its product as uncharacterized. Lineage: Eukaryota; Fungi; Basidiomycota; Pucciniomycetes; Pucciniales; Pucciniaceae. The record is from RefSeq and is a predicted model, not a curated record. The transcript is spliced from 3 exons. The coding region runs from base 1 to 282 and encodes 93 amino acids.
AUGAAACUCAUGACUCAGAAUAUCCAAGAUAUGAAACUCACCUCAGCCCAUUCUGUUUCAGAUCCAAGCAGCGAAACAAGCCACCUCAAUCCUUGGGAACAAAGCCACAGCAAGCCCGACAACAAGGACAAGAGGGAGAACGAGAGCGACGAGGGAGGACACACGGGAGAUCCUCUCAUUGCACAUAGAAUUAGUCAACCCAGUGGACCAUUGCUACUCGCUAGAAUCAAUCAAGACCAAAACGAAUCACAACCAACAACCAUCGCACCUCAUAGAAAAUAGGACAGCCAUCUAACAUCCUAAA